Molecule: messenger RNA, 2884 nt
Organism: Leptosomus discolor (cuckoo roller)
Lineage: Eukaryota; Metazoa; Chordata; Aves; Leptosomiformes; Leptosomidae
Source: RefSeq, a predicted model, not a curated record
GUCCAAGUCUCCCUAUAGUGCCUCAUCUUACUCUAGAAGUUCAUAUACUUACUCCAAGCCAAGACUCGGUUCUUCCCGCGCUCGCUCCUACUCUCGAUCAUUUAGUCGUUCCCAUUCUCGUUCCUACUCGCAAUCACCACCGUAUCCAAGAAGAGGCAAAGGGAAGAGGCAUAACUAUCGUUCUAGGUCAAGGUCACGUGGUUAUCACAGUUCAAGGUCAAGGUCACCCACAUACAGAAGAUACCAUUCAAGGUCAAGGUCUCCAGUAGUUAGAGGCCUGUCUCCCACUAAACAGGCUAUACCUCAAGGGGAAGGAGAAGGGGAGUAUUUUAACAGAUACAGAGAAGUUCCACCAUGUGAUAUGAAAGCUUAUGAUGGCAGCUCUGUUGACUUUGGACAUCCAUUUGAAAAGGAGAGAUACGAAGAAUGGGAAAGGUACUACAGAGAAUGGUAUGAAAAGUUUUACAAAGGAUAUACUGCUGGCACUCAAUCUCAACCUCCAGUGAACAGAGAGAACUUUUCUCCAGAUAAGGUUGGCCCACCUGUGACCAAACAAGAGAAUUCGCCACGUGCUCGGGAACGCAGGGAGGAUUAUCCUGGUGGGCAGAGCCACCGAAAUCGUAAUCGAUCUGGAAAUUACCCUGAAAAACCUUCUGGAAGAGAGAGCCACAGCAUCAAAGAUCCUACAAAAUCAAAAGAGAAGGAGGUGGAAAACCCACUGGGAGAUGGCAAAGGAAAUGGACAUAAAAAGCACCAGAAGAGAAGAAAAGGGGAUGAGAAUGGAGGAUUUCCCAAUGCGGAGUUGUUCGAAAGUGUGAGAAAACCAAAAGAGCUGCUUACAGCAGAAGACGUUAAAACAGACUCUCUGUUCGUGCUCCGAAGCAGAGAUGGUGCCACCCCCAUGAGAGACCACCCUAUGGAAGCAGAUUCUGUUGCUCUCAAACCUGUGUCUGAAAUGGAGAAAAAAGAGACAGAUAAGCCAAAAUCAAAACUUGACAAGACAAAACAAAAAGUAGAAGUGGCUGUUCCUCCUAAGAAAGACAGUAUCAUAAAACCAGCUAAAGCUUCUCAAGAGAUGGAGGACACCGAUGGUGAAAAGUCUUCUCGAAUGGAAUCUCCUGUGAAAAAAGCGGAGGAGUUGUCAAAGACAGACAAUGUUAAAACAUCUUCCUAUCAAAAGGAUGGGAAGGCUCUUGGUACCUCAAGGAAAGUUCACCCAAAAGUGAUGAAAGACCACCCAGAAACCAGACCAACCAAGGAGGAAAAUGCAAAGAAAGACUAUCCAAAAGAAACCAAAUUGGAGAAGCCCUCUAACAAAGAGGACAAGUCAAAAAAGCCUGCUGAAAGAAGCAAAGCUUCUGAUGCAAAACCUGAAAAAAGAAAAAGAAAAGUAGAUGAAAAGGCUGAUAAAGAACAUGAAGCCACUUCCAUAAAGGCCUCUAAACCAGAGACUGAUGAAUCGAAAACAUCACCAAUGGCACAGACUAAGCCUGAUAGUGAAAAAGGAGAGCAAACUCCAGAAAAGGUUAAAUCUGCUCUUCUUAACAACCCCCCAAAAAAGAUUAAACUUAACCAAGAAACUGGCAAAGAGGUUGCGAGUGGAGAAAAUGUGCCCCUUGCAAAAGAACCUGUUGAGAAACCUGAGCCGAGCAGCAGCAAAUUUAAACAAGAAAAAGCGAAGGGAAAAGUGAGAAGAAAAGUAACAGCAGCUGAUGGAUCUUGUUCAGCUCCUGUAGAUUACACCAGCCCUAGUUCUACUGGAGGAAGCCCUGUUAGAAAGACUGAAGAAAAGCCAGAUAAAAAACGAACUGUCAUUAAAACCGUCGAGGAGUAUGGUAAUGAUGAUGUAACAGCCCCUGCUGAAGGUGUCAUUAUUGCAAUCCAGGUCCCUCAGUCAAAGUGGGAUAAAGAUGACUUUGAGUCUGAAGAGGAAGACAUUAAAUCUACCCAGGUGCCUGCAAAUGUAGGAAAACCUGCUACUGUUGUAAAAAACGUGAGUGCUAAGCCACCAAACCCUGCAAAACAGAAUGAAAAAGAGACGGAUGCUUUGGAGGAAACACAGAAAACUACAAAAGCAGCAAGUUGUGAAAGCUCCCAGCAAGAUGCAAAAAGUCCAAAAGGUUUGAUGUUAUAUGAAAAAGGAAAAACCAAAGACCAGGAUCAUUCUUUGUCAGACAAGGACACGUCUCAGAAGAGAACAAGCAGUGUUCAGCGAGAAGAAGACCGCUCAGAACAUGCAACUGCACAAGGAAAUGGAAAAAAUAUUUCUCAGUCUUCCGAAGACCACAGAUCUUCAGAGAAAGAGAACGUGACUGGACAAAACUAUAAAAGUGUUGUCAAGCCCAAGCCUCAGGUAAGCAGCUCCUCAUGGCUCUCUUCUGAUCUAACUCAAGAGGCUGGUGAGGCUGUAUUUGGACCAGACUACAAUGAAAGUGAAAAUGAGAGUAAUGUAUCUGCAAAAAACGGGGAAGCUGCAGGAAAAAUUCCUAAAGAACUGAAAGAAAAGGCUGUUGAUAAGGUGGAAGAGGAUGCAGCAGCACCCGCUGCAGCUGACCAGCCUGAAGCAAGCAGAAGUCAAAGUCAAAGCAGUUCCAGUGUCAGCCACAGCUGUCAUCAAAGCCCUCCGGAGGGUCAGACUCGAAGCCACAGCAGCAGUGCCAGCUCAGGAAAGAGUCAAGGUGGCAAGAAAAAGAAAAAGAAAAAAGAGAAGAAGCAGCACAAGAAGCAUAAGAAACACAAGAAACAUAAGAAACACAUUGGAAAAGAAACCGAAUUGGAAAAAAGCCAAAAACACAAACACAAGAAGAAAAAAUCGAAGAGCGAUAAAGAUAAAGAUAAAGAUAAAGAUAAAGAUGACCAAAGCAUGAAAUCUGUCACACCAUAG